Molecule: messenger RNA, 894 nt
Organism: Amphiprion ocellaris (clown anemonefish)
Lineage: Eukaryota; Metazoa; Chordata; Actinopteri; Pomacentridae
Exons: 6
Coding region: 108-794 (228 amino acids)
Source: RefSeq, a predicted model, not a curated record
GUGCUGUCUGCACUGUAGUCAGGGGAGGGCAGAUGUAUCAGGAAAGUAACUGGUCAGAGAACUCAACAUAAGACAGAUCUGAGAGACGAAGAGGCACCAGAGCCACGAUGAAGACUUUGUGUGUUGCUGUUGUUGUGCUGAGUCUCAUCUCAGUGUGUCCGGCUGCAUCACUGGCCUGUCAGAAGCUGCUGGAGCCAGUAGACACAGACCCAGAUAUUUCUGGAACAUGGCACUUCAUCGCUGUUUCUACCAAGUACUGUUGGGUUUCAACAAUAAUUAAUGUUUUGUUUUGGCCAAGUAUUGCAGUGGACGUUACAGCUAAGGACACACCAAACAUCUACGAUGCCAACGUUAAGUUUAAAGUGUAUGGAAAGUGCGUCAACGAGUCGACAUCACUUCACUAUGCAAACCACAACCUCUUUAAAGCCAACAGUAACAAUGCUCCAACUGGUGAAGCAGACGUGCUGCUGCAGACUGGUUGUCCUGACUGUGUCGUUGUAAAGGUGGUGGACGUCAUAACUAUUCUUGCACUCUUCAGUAGGAGAAAGAUCGUCGAUGCUGCUGAACUGAAGGAGUUUGAGACACAAGCCCAGUGUCUGGGCUGGUCCAAACCACUGGUCUUAAACACAGAUCACGAUUAUGAAAACUGCAUAUCUCUUGAUGAUGCAAAGAUUGAUAUGAAAGUGGGAACCACCUUCUUUACCAAGAUGUAUGACAGGGUGGAAAGCAUGUAUCACAAACUAAAUGAGUGUUUCAAAGACACUGUUCUUGCCUACCUUCCUACUUCCAAAUAAAUAUUCAUUGCUUGAUGAGCCUUGUUUAGAUCAUGUAAGACAUGAAUGUCACUUUUCAUCUCUUGACUGGAAUACAAAUAAAGACAGGCCUAGUAUUCCA